Messenger RNA from Aspergillus heteromorphus CBS 117.55, 642 nucleotides. RefSeq lists its product as uncharacterized. The coding region runs from base 235 to 561 and encodes 108 amino acids. The record is from RefSeq and is a predicted model, not a curated record. NCBI's taxonomy places the organism in Eukaryota, Fungi, Ascomycota, Eurotiomycetes, Eurotiales, Aspergillaceae. The transcript has a single exon.
GUAAGACACACUCCCUUCUGCCCUCCCCAGUCGACUUCGCGCCCCCCUCCCCUCACUAACCCCGAUCGCUUUCUAGUCUGGCCACCCUCUGCUGUUGCUUCCUGUGUGAGGAAUCCUGCGAGUGCUGUUUCGAGUGCAUCGAGUGCUGUGAAAUGUGCUAGGCUGCGAUCGAUACCGGGCGCUGCCUUGCCCGCCGCGAGGGCCGCGACAUAAGCCCAGCUCCACGAUCGAUGUAUGACCCUCGACGAUACGAUAAUUCCCUCUUCAUUGCGUGCCACACUAGACCGGUCAGGUUCGGGAGCGCGCACCAGGAAGCGCCGGGUGCUGCAGUUGCUUACGCGGUCUAGUCUAUCUCAGACAUUUUUUUUUGUUUCUUUUUUUUUUCUCCGUCUGUCUUCCUCCGUGCCUCCAUGGAAAUGCGCUUUCUGUUCGUUACGGGGAAAUCCCUCAGUCCGGGAAAAUGGGUUUAGGACUGACUACUACUACCACUACUUUACGAGGUGCUUUGGAACGGGAUGCAAGUGGAAUAAUUCCCCUUGUUUCAUGGGCGCUUGUAAUUGAUGACUUUGCUUUUUCUUUCUAUCUCACUUGGCCUUGUGUCUGCUGCGUUGGCUGUUUUGCUUUUUACUGCCGGUAAAUCUC